AUGGCUCCUCGUACUGACUUCCCGCCCGUUCGGGCCUGUCUGUUCGACAUGGACGGCCUCCUGCUCGACACCGAAGACAUCUACACCAACUGCAUCAACAUGAUCCUCGAAAAGUACGGCAAAGGAACCCUGCCCUGGUCCAUCAAGGCCAAGCUCCAGGGUCGCCCCGGCCCCCAGGCCAACAAGAUCUUCCACGACUGGGCUCAGCUCCCCAUCUCCCCCGAGGAGUACCUCGCCGAGAACACGGCCCUGCAGAAGCAGCUGUUCCCUCACACUCAGCCUCUGCCUGGUAUUCCCGAGAUGCUGGGACACCUCGGUCGCACUCGGUACUGGGAGGUCAAGGACGGCGCCGCUGCCGCCGAGGCCAAGGCCAACAACCGCGACGGUGAACCUCACCGCGUUCACAUUGCCCUCGCCACCAGCUCCCACCUGGGCAACUUUCGCGUCAAGACGGAUCACCUUCAGGAGCUCUUUGCCGUCUUCCCCUCACACCGCCGUGUCCUGGGCGACGACUCUCGUCUGACUCCUGGUCGUGGCAAGCCCCUGCCCGACAUUUUCCUCCUCGCUCUCAAGACCAUCAACGAUUCGCUCCCUGCUGGUGAGCGGCCCAUCACCCCUGAGGAGUGUCUUGUAUUCGAGGACUCGGUCCCCGGCGUCGAGGCCGGUCGUCGUGCCGGUAUGCGCGUCAUCUGGUGCCCUCACCCGAUGCUGAAGAAGGAGUACGCUGGACGUGAGGAGGAGGUCCUUGCUGGCCGCACGGGCGAGGCCGGGGCGGUUGACCUCCACCAGGUCGGAGAGCUCAACGACGGAUGGGCCGAGUACAUGACCACCCUGGCCGACUUCCCCUACGACAAGUUUGGCAUCGUUGUCCCGUCGGUCGAGGUCGAGAAGGAGGACUGCAUGAAGGAGUCUCCCGAGGAGGCGGUCGCUGAGGCCUGA
This is a messenger RNA of Fusarium keratoplasticum, 939 nucleotides long. RefSeq lists its product as uncharacterized. Gene Ontology annotation, molecular function: phosphatase activity. The record is from RefSeq and is a predicted model, not a curated record. Bases 1 to 939 code for a protein of 312 amino acids. Lineage: Eukaryota; Fungi; Ascomycota; Sordariomycetes; Hypocreales; Nectriaceae. The transcript has 2 exons.